Molecule: messenger RNA, 487 nt
Organism: Molossus molossus (Pallas's mastiff bat)
Lineage: Eukaryota; Metazoa; Chordata; Mammalia; Chiroptera; Molossidae
Gene: UCN
Product: urocortin
Exons: 1
Coding region: 92-487 (131 amino acids)
Biological process (GO): negative regulation of feeding behavior
Cellular component (GO): extracellular region
Molecular function (GO): hormone activity
Source: RefSeq, a predicted model, not a curated record
AUGUGCGCGGGAAGGGGAGUGGUGCCACCUGCGACUGCUCCAAGCGCUCCUCACCACUCACUGCUCCUGUGUGUCCAGGGCCGGUGGCACCAUGAGGCUAGCGGGACGCGCUGCGCUGCUGGUGGCGCUGCUGAUCCUGGCUCAGCUGCACCCGGGGAGCAGCCAGUGGAGCCCGGAGGAAGAGGCGGCGGCCGCCAGCAUCCCGAGCAUCCAGGACCCAAGUCUGCGCUGGAGCCCCGGGGCUCGGAACCAGGGCGGCGGAGCCCGCGCGCUCCUCUUGCUGUUGGCCGAGCGCUUUCCCCGCCGCGCUGGGCCGGGCAGAUGGGGAUCUGGGACCCCAGGCGAGCGGCCGCGACGGGACGACCCUCCGCUGUCCAUUGACCUCACCUUCCACCUUCUGCGGACCCUGCUGGAGCUGGCGCGGACGCAGAGCCAGCGGGAGCGCGCAGAGCAGAACCGCAUCAUAUUUGACUCGGUGGGCAAGUGA